ACAUGCGCGUCAGAUUGCAAAUGAGUUGUAAAGUUGUAUUGGGAUGAAAGAUGGAUCAUUUGUUGGGAGCACCGAGAUGAAGUUGAAAUGAAAGAAGAGGGAUGCUGAAGAGUGUGGUCAGUGGAUGUAUUUUUUUGACAUUCUCUGGAUGUCUUGCUGAAAGCAGGUGGGUCAAAAGGUCGCAGCGGCCACGUCCCUCAUAGAAGGGGUGGACGAGGAUCUGAAAACGAUCUGAGGGAGGAUCCGCAUCCUUCUGCACCGAUAGUGUGCGCCUGCGCCUGCGGCCACAGUAGAGAGGAGAGAACGGCCGAAGUGAGUCGGAAUCACUCGUCGGGAGAAAAUAUCCGGGAUAAGCGAUCGCCAUCUUGUGAGGCUCCCCAUGGAUUCGCAAAGCCAGGAUAGACGAGGGGGCCCUUAAAAGAGGGCCGCCGCUACCGGGAGGGGCAUGCGCCCUCCACUAUUCGGGCACCAUCAGCUUCGACCCCCAUCAAAGAUGGCGGGCCCUGUUCUUCCUACCGGAGUAUGAUCGCCUCUCGGCUCUGCAGGAGAUCCACGGAGGCGGUCGCGCAGGUGGGGGGCCCCCCCGGCGGCCGCCGCUAGCCGGGGCCCCCGCCUGCUAUGUGGACGGGUGCCCCGAUCCGGACUAUUGUCCCCGCUCCCCUGCCCCUAGUUCCUAUUCCAAUGAACUAUGAGAUUUGAGCAUGGGAGUCUUCGCAUAGAGUGUAUCGCUGCUCUGAUCCUGCUUCUUCUGUGCCGCCGAAUCGCUGCUGCCCGGUCAACACCGUUCAGGACCUUCCGACAGUGCCUUUAUUUGGACGAGGACGUGGGGCCUUGGGACGCUUGUGGGCCCCAAUCCCAACACGUGCGCCUCCGCUUCUGCAACGCCUACGAGUUGGCCCGUCUCAUAAAUAAAAACUCCUGUGACGCCCGGGCCCUCGACCUACUACGUGAACUGGACAACAAGGCGCAAAGGGAGGUCUGCCGAUUCCGCCAACUACUUGACAGGUACGACUGCGAGAACGCCUACUCUGUCUCCUGGAUGUGCCGAGACUGUGCGGAGGCCUAUAAACAGUGGGUGUGCGCUAUGUACCUGCCUGAGUUACUGGUGGAGGGUGAGGGUUUGAAACCCUGUCGGUAUAUCUGCCGCCUAGUGGAACAAAAAUGUCCUUAUUUUCACCCUAGCGUCAAGGAUCAGUACGCGGGUGAACGGGUAUUCAAGUGCAUAGAUCCGGAUAUUCCAGAUCUGGAGAGUUUCCAAGAGGCUUGGUCGUAUGGUCCGCCCAACAGAUGCUACUGUCCGCAACAUCUGGGCCUUGAGCAUGACUCUGGAGAGGCGGAAUGCCGCCAUCUCACACCUGCCCAGUUGCGGUGGAAUGCCUCCAGAAGGGGGCAGCACAGGUCAGGGGGAGCCCCUGGAAGGCCUGUACUAUUAUGGACUUUGAUGGCGACACUAAUGGCGGCUUGGUGGACAAUGACCAGGUAGCAUUCCAGACAUCGAAACCAACAGAUUGAGCCGACCGUCCGUCUGUCCACGGAAGAUGGCACCCUCACACCAGAGUCCGCUUACUCGGCGCUCAAGGGCGCAUAUGGAGAUGUGGAGCAGCGACAAAUUCCAGCAUCGAACCCUCCACAAGACAGUCAGCAACGAGAAUUUUAUAAAAAAAUUUUAAACAAAAAUGUGUUGGUUUCGCUGCCAAGGAGCAGCCCGGAUGCAGGAUCUGUGGAACGAGAAGACGGACGGGACAGCGACUCGCUGUACAUAGUCCGUGGACCGUUGUACAUAAAUACAGAAGAGAAUUCUAUAUAUGCAUUAUAUAUCUAUUACAUCAAAAACAAACAAACAAACAAAAAUAAAAAAAAGCCGGAACUCCACCAACUGUAUUGUUCGUAUCAUUUAGAAAAGUGUGCUUAGGAGCCCAAAUCCGGAACAUUCUAGCGCCAAAAACCGUCACACAAGCAACAUAUACAAGUACUGUUCCAGAAUAUAUAAAAAAUGAGGUGCAAAAUAGGGGUCAAAAUAAGUGCAAAGUAUAACGUAAUCCGUGUCUAUUCACGAUGGUUGCCUCUAAUAAUCAAAAAAAAGUAUAUUUAUAAAUGUUUCUAAUUCUAGCAAAAAGGUCCCAAAAAGUGUUUGCUCAACUUAAGCCUAACGAGGUUUACUAAGAUGUAAUGUUAAGAAGCAAUCGUUAGUAUGAGUGUUGAAUCCAAAGUUGUGUUUGUGAAAGUGUGUUUAAUUAAAAACUCUAUAUUCCUCAUUGGCUUGCAACGCAAUUGUUUGUCUGCCCUUGCGCAGAUCGAACAGUUCCCUUGCUCAAAGCAUUCACCUAUGCAAAAUGAUCUUACAGAAAGCAUCCACCAGAUGGAGCUCCUAUGCAAUUUACAUCGUAUGGUAUUGUUCUAUGUUUAGUUCCUUAUUGGUGAGUUCUUAGCGUUCUUAAACAAAUUUUACUGUAGUGUUCAACUUAACUUAAUAUCAGCUACUUGCUGAGAAGGACCAUCAAUGCCUCCAACUAUGAAAAGACAAAAAAAUAUAAUAUAAUUAAAUAAUUAAUAUGAUAAAGGGUAACAACAAAAAAAAAGUUAUUUUCUUACUAAGACAAAAAAGAAUAAAUAAAAUAUGGAUGGUGAGACUCGUAGCCUUUCAUACCUCGGUUUGGCGUCUUAAAGAAACUCGGUUUGGGCCCAUUCGUUAUAGCCGCGCGUAGAGACAUUUGCGUCCAGUCUCUUGUACCAUAUGGAAACUUUGUAUGACUUUUAUAUAUUACACGCAGAUGAAAAAUUCUACAGCGUAGACAUCCUUCCUGUACAGUCCUUCAUCUGUAAUCAUCCU
Molecule: messenger RNA, 2830 nt
Organism: Parasteatoda tepidariorum (common house spider)
Lineage: Eukaryota; Metazoa; Arthropoda; Arachnida; Araneae; Theridiidae
Gene: Mid1
Product: calcium-permeable channel component Mid1
Biological process (GO): calcium ion import across plasma membrane
Cellular component (GO): plasma membrane
Molecular function (GO): stretch-activated, monoatomic cation-selective, calcium channel activity; protein binding
Source: RefSeq, a predicted model, not a curated record